Messenger RNA from Paramacrobiotus metropolitanus, 1174 nucleotides. Its product is annotated as very-long-chain 3-oxooacyl-coA reductase let-767-like. Lineage: Eukaryota; Metazoa; Tardigrada; Eutardigrada; Parachela; Macrobiotidae. Gene Ontology annotation, cellular component: endoplasmic reticulum. The record is from RefSeq and is a predicted model, not a curated record. Gene Ontology annotation, molecular function: oxidoreductase activity. Bases 100 to 1047 code for a protein of 315 amino acids. The transcript is spliced from 9 exons.
UUUCUGGCUACUGUGAUGACUGCCUUCUGCACAUGCUAUCCAAGUGCUGCAGAAUUUUAGUUGCCUGCUGCAGCACAUGUUUACAGGAUCUCGUUCGCCAUGUUGUGCUCCUGCUCGCUGCUGACCGCUAUCGGUCUCCUGGCGGUCGCAGUAUUCUUUGGCAAACUGUUGUGUUUAUGUGUUUCCGGGUUCGUCACGUUUGUGUUGGCUCCGUAUCUUCCUUUAUCGGUCGAUUGGAAGAAAUACGGAAAAUGGGCAGUGGUUACGGGGGCGAGCGAUGGGAUGGGAAAGGAGUUUGCUAAGCAGCUCGCACGCAAAGGCUUCAACAUUGUACUGAUCUCGAGGAGCGCGGAUAAAUUGAAAGCCGUUGCAGCCGAGAUUGCGGAAUACAAAGUAGAGACCAAGUGUAUUCCCUUCGACUUCAGCAAAGGCGACCUGCAGGAAUUCCGCAAAUUGAAAACGCAAUUAGACGGAUUAGAAGUCGGUGUACUAGUUAACAAUGUGGGAAUUUUCUUCGACUAUCCGGAUCUCUUGCAUCAAACACCCGGAGGCGAUAAAGCAAUAAUGAACGUCUUGAACGUGGAUGUCGUGACCUUAACGCUGAUGAUGGAAAUGUGCCUGCCGCAAAUGGUCCGCAAUCGCCGCGGCGUCAUCAUCAACUUGGGAUCAUCGCUGGGUCUGCAGCCGACCGGCACGUACGCCGUGUACUCCGCCUGUAAAUCCUACUGUAUCUUCCUCACCGAAGCACUGCGCCAGGAGUAUGCCGAUAAGGGUCUGGUCAUUCAGACGGUUAUUCCGGGGAUAGUUUCGACCAAUAUGGCUAAGAAUUAUCGUGAUGCGCCAUUCCAGACGACCGCGGAUGUUUUUGUCACCGCGGUAUUGUCGCAAGUGGGAUUACGCAAAGUGACCAAUGGAUACUGGAAGCAUGCCUUAGCGACUACGUUGUACGAUUACACGCCGACAUUCUUUGCGCAUGGGAAGAUUUUCGAAGAUUCUGCACACAGAAAGAACCUGUUCCUUUCCGAACAAAACCGCAAAUCGGAUUAGUAAUUUUUCUACUAUUAGUAACCGUUUACUGGUUCUUGACGAUCAUAUCUAUAUUUAUGCUUUAUUCAUCCAAUUAUCAUUCAUGAACGCCUUUAAACGGGUAUAAAAAGCCAACUUAAAACUAAAA